This is a messenger RNA of Homarus americanus (American lobster), 4357 nucleotides long. RefSeq names its product calcium-binding protein P-like. The record is from RefSeq and is a predicted model, not a curated record. Bases 366 to 1538 code for a protein of 390 amino acids. Lineage: Eukaryota; Metazoa; Arthropoda; Malacostraca; Decapoda; Nephropidae. The transcript is spliced from 7 exons.
ACUCCCACCCAAGCCAGUUUUCUGAGUACGUCGUGGGGGUGUGGAUGUGUAUAUCUUUCGUCAAUUUUACUUCCACUUGUUGCCAAAUUGAGUUGAUUAUUUGUAAAUGAUCAGUGUUAGUUUAAUCCAGUUGGUGGGAAUAAAUGAAAAAAAACAUUUGGAUUGAGCGGAUCGAUAGUGUUUAGCUUAUAAAAGAGAGACGGCCCAUGCGUGCUUGUGCUAUUAACACCAAAGGAAACAUUCCAGGUUCGCUCAUAGUAUCCUGGCACUGAAUGUUAAUGUAACCUACUGCUGUCAUGUGUUAGUGAUCAACUGAACCAUCUGCUGGGGAGUACAGUCGCAGGUGUCAUCGACAAACGGCUGAAAUGGUGCUGAAGAUGACUGUGUUGGGACUCGUCUUCCUAGCGACAAUUUCGACGACUUGGGGAUUUAAUGUUGGUGUCAAGAGUACAAGAUGCAACUUGGAUCCAAGUAAGGGUGAUCUAAAUGAUCCCUGCGGGUCACUGUAUGAUGCUGUGUGCCACGGACAACACUGUGUUUGUCCUCCAGGCACACACGAAGACAAAAAAUUGAGUCGCUGUUCUCCAGGUGAAGGUCCCAAAACAUCUCCAGGGAGCACAAAGGCAGCAGCAGGUGGAGAUUUAGACCUUCCUUUUGACUAUAAUCCCAACCAGCCAGCCCCAGCCCCUGCUCCAGCCCCAGCCCCUCAACCCAGACCUCAACCACCUCACCCAGGUAAACCACCAAGCUACAAUCCCAGUCAACCGGGAUACAAUCCUAAUCAACCAGGGGCCUACAACCCCAAUCAACCAGGGGCCUACAACCCCAAUCAACCAGGGGCCUACAACCCCAAUCAACCAGGAGCCUACAACCCCAAUCAACCAGGGGCCUACAACCCCAAUCAACCACCACCACCACCCUACAACCCUAAUCAACCUGGUCGUCAUGGUCCAACAAAAGGAGGUGGAGGUGGUAAUGACGUUGGAGAGAAGGCCGGUGGAGGCGUGGGUGGUGUCUUGGGACUUCUUCUCAUAGGAGGGCUUAUCUACUUCUGCUGCUGCCGAGGAGGAAAACACAAGGAUGUGAUGCAGAGGUUCCAGGGGCUGCCAUUUAUGCGUGGAGGAGGUGCACAAGCACCGGGAGGAGCUGUACAAAUGCAACAGAGUAUGCCUGUGCAGCAAGACCCUAACUUUGGCUCACAACACACAUACAUCCCACCAGGUGGUGAGGUCCCACCACCAGGACAAUAUCCACCUCCCCAGCAGCCUUACCCACCCGGUGGGGCAUAUCCAGCAUCGUAUUAUCAGCCACAGCCCGGGUAUGCACCGUACCCACCUCCAGGUGUUCCUCCUCCUCCGACGCAGACUUACCCAUCACAGCACAAUCCACCUUACCCAACUCCGGGAACCAAUGUACCUUACCCGGCCCAGGCAGCUCCAUAUGUGGCCACGGCUCCACUUCCAGGUUUUCCAGUCGAUGGCCAGCAACCCCCUCCCUACAGCCAGCAGUACCAGCCUAAUGCUCCUCCACCUCUUUAGACGCCCCUUUAUUGUUAGCUACGUAAACUCUUGGCCUUUAUGAUUGGUAACGAACUUUUGGCACCUUAAAUUGUUAGCUGUUUGUACCUUGAGAGCCCUUAUAAUUUUACCUAAUUUGACAUUGAAUUUGAUCAUCCAUUUGUUGCUACCCGGUAUGUGUGAUUUUAAUAACUGGUAGAAUUUUAUUAUGUUUGAAUUUUAGGUAAAAAAUUCUAGAUAUCGUAUGACCCUUCUAGGUCAGACGACAGUUCAGACUUAUGUAUAACACCCCCUCCCCCUCUUCUUUGAACCAUCAUUUGCUUCAAAAAAUCCCUUCUAAAAACAAAAUUAAGAUUAACAGUAUACAUUUACAUUACACUUACUUUUAUUAUAGCAGAUGAAUCUUCAGGUGAAGGACAAUGGGGGCGGCUCACACAUACGAUACAUACUGUAAAUUCACGCUUAAAUCUGGCUGAUGUCAUAAAAAGUACUCCUCUUCAGCCCAAAUUCCUCACAUAAGGUACCGCCUUACACGACCCCCUCCUAAGUCCGAGUUUGUCCAACUGGCAGGAGUUUCCAACAUACAGACGUCUGACAUAGAGAGGCCUUACUAUAUAGAUUUAUUCUUUAAUUUUUGUAUAAAAUUUUUUUAGGAAUUCAAAUUUUUUUUUUUUAGAUUUAUACAACUGAAUUUAAGUUUUAGUUUCAGUUUAAUGAGCCACAGCAGCUGUAAUACAUAAUUGAGUUAUGUAAGCAUUUUCAGUGGUUAUUUAGUUUAAUAAAUAAUUUUUUAGAAUUUCCUUUUCAUGAAAAGCAUUAGUAAUUUCAUCCCCCAGUUUUGUUAAUCUUAUGUAGAAGAAUACUCAUAUUUUAGCUCAGCUAGUGUAGUUACUUGAUAUUUCUGUUUUAGGUACGGUACCAUAUGUGUUAUAUGUAAAAUAUGAAGUGCAGCCUGCACUACGUUUGAAAUAUUUGUUUACACCUUUAAUGGCUUAUUUCUAUUAUGUACCUGUAAAUAUGAGGCACAACUCAGAUGCAUAAAUAUUUCAAAAUCAUAACACUAUUAAAUAGCUCAUUAAUGCGCUUGUUGCCUUUUAUAUAGCAGUUUAAUAAUAAUUAUGGAAAAGUUGCAUAAUAAUAUGGCUAGGGUUUUAAGUGAUCACCUCAAUGCAUCUAGUAAGUAAUAUUUAAUAUAGCAAUGAUCUAAUGCCUUGUUCUGAAAGCUUGUUCAAAUUAACAUGGAUGUGAUCAGGUUCUCAAAAUGCAUUGCGACCAGCAGUAUCAUUACCAACGUAACAGCUUCCUAAUAUUUGCUUGGCGUAAUAAACUAGAAAGAUAUAUACAUCUACUACAAACAUUAUGAACAUUUCUCAGCCAUUUUUAAAUUUGUAUACGGUAUCUACAGUCGACCCUUUCCUACUGUAUUAUCCUCCACACCCGGGUCUUGGCCCUCAGGUUGUACUGGUAGUGUGACUUGGUGCACUCUACUGUACUUAUGUGAGGGAGUUAUCUGCUUAAAAUCUUCUAAGUAUCCUGUACUGUAUGACGUAAUAAUACUUCUGGACCUUGGGUCUAUUGCUCUGCCUAAAACUAGUUCUGUCUUUUGAGAAGUAAAUGAAGUUACUUUGCAUAUUAAUCAUCAUGAAUAAACUCUCAUGCAGUUCUACAGUACUUAUGUUGUUAGUUCUGUAUUAAAAGUGACCAUUACUACAGCUUGUAAACUAUAUACUCUACAGUACAAGUAUAAACAAUUAUGAAGUUAUAAUAGGUGAUAUAUAUAUAUAUAUAUAUAUAUAUAUAUAUAUAUAUAUAUAUAUAUAUAUAUAUAUAUAUAUAUAUAUAUAUAUAUAUAUAUAUAUAUAUAUAUAUAUAUAUAUAUAUAUAUAUAUACAGUACUGUCCAUAAAGAACUAAGAUUAUAGUAGCCACACCUCUUUAUUCCAUCAGACUAAUAUAGUGCUGUAAAUAAUUCUGAGGUGCUGUGAGAUGAUUGUAGGAAAAAAAAUGGUAGCAUACUGCAUGAAGAUGUAUUGGGGCAUAUACAGCAUUUUGGAGGUUUCAUUUAAAUACAGUACUGUACUGCAUUUGCUAUCAUUGAAGGAACUGGUCCUAUAAGUUCUGUUUGAGAGAUGAGCCCUGUGUUGAAUUUUAAGUUUUACAUCACUCACUAAAUUAAGAACUUUGAGAUUGUAUAAGACAGGUGUAGAUAAUUAUAACAUUGUCAGUCUUCACAUUGCAGUAUUUAUACAGAUGUAUAUUUGUGCUUAGUGACUGAGUUUUAUUCAGUCCACAUUAAUUUAUCCAUAAUAAAAUCACUAGUGAGAAUGCUAUGAAUUAAUUGUGCAUUGUAAUUGAUGUCUAAUUACCAUAUGUCUAUGCCAUAUUUAACUGCACAGUUUAGCUACAUGGGAAAACAAACAAUAUUAUAUUUUUUCAACUUUCAGAAAUGCAACAACAGGCUACUGCUGUUUAAUAUAUCACUUGAUAUAUUUUCUCAAUCAUUCUUUUUAUACCUCCUUUCACAAUGUGUUUGUACACCCGAGAAUUUAAAUUGUCUCGUAGAUUUUAAGAAUUUGUUGUGAUUGUAACGUGUGAUUAAGUUGGAUGUCAGAAACUUUGACAUUAAAACAGUUCUAUAAUAGACUUGGUAGAUUUUGUUUCUUGGUUUGCCAUAUGAUGUAUGUAUGCCGUCCUUUUGAAUGAAUAAAGGAUAUUUACCAUGUAUUUUUUCUCACUGUAGAAUAGUUAAAAUGUCGUGAGGAAGAUGAAAAAAGGGAAAUGUCAACAACAAAUAUACUGUAAGACUGAGGAAAAGAAGAGAAAUAAAGAUAAAAGAGAGAG